Molecule: messenger RNA, 300 nt
Organism: Phytophthora infestans T30-4
Lineage: Eukaryota; Oomycota; Peronosporomycetes; Peronosporales; Peronosporaceae
Exons: 2
Coding region: 1-300 (99 amino acids)
Source: RefSeq, a predicted model, not a curated record
AUGGAGGGGUCUAUUACACGUAAAAGCAACGGACACGCUCAAACAGAAGAUGGCCUCGAUCCAGACUGCUUCGAAAACGAGGCGAAAGCAGAUGCCCGCCGUGCCGAUGAAGAAAAGCGCCGCCGCGAUGAAUUUUUCGCCCAUGAAGAGCGCUACAGAGACGAGAAGAAGGAGGCUGAAGAGCGUCGCCUCCAGGAGAAUGUGGAGAGAGAUGAACGGGCUCAGCGUGACCAUGAGGAUGCUCGUGCACGCACCCAAGAGCUGGCGAUGAUUAUUGUAGCCUUGACGAAGAAACCCUAG